GAACAUUAUUUUCUACAGUUAUAUAAGUUGAGUGGGAAAGAGUGGUGAAACAGCAAUGGAUUUUGUGAUCCCCGAAGAAAUUCUGGAGAUUUUGAUCUGUCACUGUUGUCAGCGCUUUCUGUCAGCUCUUCCAGUGAAAGUCUACAGCAAUAGAAAUGUCAGAUGCGGAAGAUGUUCACAAAAUAACGACGAUGAAGGAGUGAUAUCCUUUUAUGAACUACUAGCAGAAAGAAGUCUCUUCAAAUGUGUCAACAGAUUUGAUGGCUGCAGAACACUACUGAGAAGCUUCCAAGUAGAAGAACAUGAAGCAAAAUGUGAAUCGAGAACAUAUGUCUGCCCUAUCUGUGAAAACUUUGAAGUUCCCACAUUCAUGAUGCCAAGACACUUUGAACAGCAACAUCAGUCUGUGAUUCUGCGCAAUCCCUAUAUUUCUGUGGACUUAAGAAGAUCCUUCCUUGAGUACGAGAAGUUAUUUUUCUACCGUUUUAAAGAUGACCUAUUCAUGAUAUUGUUUAGGCUCAAUCCAGCAGACAAGGUUAUUUCUCUGAAUACUUUUCACUUUGGCGAAAGAACAAGAGCUGCAGGAAUCAGACAACGGUUCAUUGUACAUUUCACAGGGGCUGAAGUUACCGUGGAGACUGAUGAAAAGUCUUGUGUUCCUUACAGUAAGGAGAGAUUUCAAGAUUCUGGAACAUCGAAAGGAUUUGUUAUCAAGUUUGCCAACUUGUCUGCAAAGCAAUACGUCAAUAUAGAAUUGAAACUCGACGUUGCUGAAAUAGUUGGGAUUCUCACUAUUUCGACUUCAGACCAAGAAGAAACAAAACCUCCUGAGCAAAUUCGGAGAAGUCUAUCUUACAUGAGAAGAGGUAAGCGAAGAUUUCGAGGUACCUCACGAAGGCCAAAUCCCCAAUUAUCAUCGAAUACACUGACUUCGACAACAUCUACUAACACGGGCACUAUCAUAAAAUUAUCCAAAUCAACAAAUACUCUAGAUUUAUCCGAUACCAACUCGAAAAAAAGUGAUGAAUUGGAUCACUUUAGAAGAUUUUCGGAUAUAUUCUUUCAGAAAAAGCUCACUCUUCCGAGGAAAAUUUAUUUAGAUGGCUAUUUUCGGAAGCAUUAUUCAGAGUAUUCCACCGAUUUGGAUUUCUAUAAUUUGAUCAGGACAACAUUAUCUGGAAAAGUGGAAAUAAUUUUGCCAUGUUACUUUUGCCAUGAGUUGUGUUUUGAUAAAGACACGUAUGUUGAAUCUGUUUUUCUGAGGCAAAAUCGGAGUUACUUUUGGAUAUGUUUUUCUUGUUACCUUAUUUUCAAAAGCUCAGAGGACUACAAGUUCACGUAUUCGCAAGCCAGGCUAGUUUUGGAGUACGAUGUUUACUCUUACAUACUGUUUUAUUGCUAUUGGGGUUGCACCACGGCUUCUUACAACAUAAGCCUUCACAAACACGAAAUCUAUUGUGUAAAUCAGCCAUCACAGUCGUGUCCAGUGAAUCAAUGCACUCAUAUGGUUAAAUUGUUUGAAAUAGAGAAACACUUCAGUGAGAAACAUGCUGGAAAUCAGUUCGUCAGUCUGCAGUCAACAUUCAUAACCAAGUUGAAUCGAAAUGAUAAAUACGAAUUCCAGUGGUAUGUUUGGACACCACCUUCAUUCGUUAUGGUGAAGUUUUCCUGGAAUAUGGGAAAUUAUUCCUGGUGUGUGACUAUGGGGAUAUGCGAAGCUGACUCUAAAGUACAACCAAUAGUUUAUUUGUUUGACAAUGACUGGCAGAUUUUGAAAGUUCUGAAAACAAAUGAAACUGCACAGGCGAAGCAGUAUAUCAGUGAAACAGAAAAUGUAAGAAUCAAAUGUUUUGUCGAACCAAAAUAAUUUGUGUUGUUACUUUGGAAUCAGAAAAUGCAACAAAAUAGUAAUAAUGAUGGCUUCAUGAUCAUCAAUUACUCAUGUUUUGAUAAGUAGUGAUACCAGUUUGGAAGGAGGUUUCAAGAAAACAUCCGUUCACUUUUUUAACCUCACUGUCAGGAACUUGGUAUUGAUAUUUGUUAAUAUAAUAUGUAUCGAUGAGAAAAUUUUCAGUCUCUCAAAAUCAUUUACUCAUAUCUUUUGUCAACAAAUUUAAAUGAAUUUGUA
Leptinotarsa decemlineata (Colorado potato beetle) is the source of this 2128-nucleotide messenger RNA. RefSeq lists its product as uncharacterized. The record is from RefSeq and is a predicted model, not a curated record. Gene Ontology annotation, biological process: multicellular organism development; proteasome-mediated ubiquitin-dependent protein catabolic process. Gene Ontology annotation, molecular function: ubiquitin conjugating enzyme binding; ubiquitin protein ligase activity. NCBI's taxonomy places the organism in Eukaryota, Metazoa, Arthropoda, Insecta, Coleoptera, Chrysomelidae. Gene Ontology annotation, cellular component: cytoplasm.